This is a messenger RNA of Carya illinoinensis, 2243 nucleotides long. RefSeq names its product sodium/calcium exchanger NCL-like. The record is from RefSeq and is a predicted model, not a curated record. Gene Ontology annotation, molecular function: calcium ion binding; calcium:proton antiporter activity. The transcript has 7 exons. Gene Ontology annotation, biological process: calcium ion transmembrane transport; intracellular calcium ion homeostasis. The coding region runs from base 217 to 2016 and encodes 599 amino acids. Lineage: Eukaryota; Viridiplantae; Streptophyta; Magnoliopsida; Fagales; Juglandaceae. Gene Ontology annotation, cellular component: membrane.
AAAAUGUAUGGACCCCGUACUACUCUUCUAGUUGGAAGAUAGGACAUGUAGUAGUAGAUGAAGUUGUUUGUAUUGGUUGGGAGACUCUCAUGUUCAGGGGCAAAUAACGGUUUACAGAUUCAAAAGCAUAGACUUUCAUGCUCACUCUCACAUGUCUAACUGAUCAACACUCCCCCAAAAUCCUCACCCCCCGCCUAAAACCCGUCUUCUAAGUCUAUGGCUAUGUCCAAGCAUCUAACCCUCUCCUUCCUCUCGAUCCUCUUCUUGAUCUUAUGCGAUUUUUCUUAUGGCCGCUUCAUCACCCACCGUACGUACUUCUCUUUAUCUUCUGAUCUAGUUUCCGAUGGGGUCCUGCAGCUCAGUGGACCGCCCUGCCUCGCUCUCAACCGGUCCUCUUCCUUCUCUGCCGAGUCCACUUGCGAGCAGACCUACGGGUUCUUGCCGUGCACCACCACCAUCCUUGGAAAUAUCUUCCUCAUCGUCGUCUAUGGCUACCUCAUGUUCCUCUCCGCCACCUAUUUGUCCAAUGGCAGCGAGCUCUUGUUGGAGAUUCUUGGCCCCGGAGUUGUCGGCGGUUUGUUCCUUCCAAUCCUCGGCGCCCUUCCGGAUGCCAUGCUGAUUCUCGUAUCCGGUCUUUCAGGAAGCACAGCAACUGCUCAAAGUCAAGUUUCUGUUGGUAUGGGCUUGCUAGCUGGUUCAACUAUUAUGCUUCUUACAAUCAUAUGGGGAACAUGCGUUAUUGUUGGCAAGUGCGAUCUCGUUGAUUCAGUUGCACAAGAUGCAAAAGAUACAAAAGGGUUUAACUUGACUGAAUCGGGUGUUAGUACUGAUAUCUGGACUAGCUAUGCUGCAAGGGUUAUGGUUGUUUCUGUCAUCCCAUUUCUAAUCGUUCAAAUACCACAAGUUCUCAGUUCAACGUCGGGGAGGCACUUGGCAGUCUUGAUUGCACUUAUUGUCUCUCUCCUACUGUUGAUUUCCUAUUGUCUUUAUCAAGUUCUUCAACCUUGGAUCCAGAGGAGGAAAAUAGCUUAUGUGAUGCACAAGCGUGUUAUAUUAGGACUUCUAACGGAUCUAAGAAAACGGACGAUGGAUAGGCUGCUCAAGGAUAAUGGUGAACCUGAUGAGGAAGGCAUUAAAAAGUUGUUUUCUGUAGUAGACACAGAUUGCGAUAAAAAAAUUUCACAUAAUGAAUUGAGAGCAUUGAUUGUUGGAAUUCGGUUUGAAGAGAUUGACAUGAAUAAGGAUGAUGUUGUAGAUAAAUUAAUGAGAGAUUUUGAUACAUUGCAAGAUGAUCACAUUGACCAAACAGAGUUUGUCAAUUGCGUUUCUAAAUGGCUGAAGAGGGCAACGCGUAUACGGACUGCCUCUGGUGAUCCUGGUUCUCGCACGCCUAGGUUUUUAAAUGCCUCUGGUGAUCCUGGCUCUCGCACGCUUAGGUUUUUAGAUGCCUUUUACCAGGACACAUAUAGAGAGCAUGAUUUGUUGGAUGUGGGUGAUGAAAGCGAUGAAGAAAUUACGGAUGCUGGGGGUUCCAGGUGGACAUCUAUCAAAGCAGUGCUAUUGUUGUUGCUGGGAACUGUCAUUGCUGCCGCAUUUGCUGACCCCUUGGUAGAUGCUGUUGAUAACUUUUCUGAUGCCACCGGUAUUCCUGCUUUCUUCAUCUCCUUCAUCGUGCUGCCUUUGGCUACCAACUCUAGCGAAGCUGUGACAUCAAUAAUAUUUGCUCGUCGUAAAAAACGUCAAACUGCCUCAUUGACAUUUUCUGAGCUAUAUGGGGCAGCAACAAUGAAUAAUGUCCUCUGCCUCUCAGUGUUCUUAGCCCUUGUUUACAUUAGGGGAUUGACAUGGGAUUUCUCAUCUGAAGUGCUGGUUAUUAUUAUUGUCUGCGUUGUGGUGGGUUGCUUUGCCAGUGUCCGCACCCAUUUCCCUCUUUGGACAGCUCUUGUAGCUUUCCUACUUUACCCAUUCUCCCUUGUCCUGAUCUAUGUUCUUGACUAUGUUUUGGGUUGGUCAUAAAUUCAUGGAUCGCUGCACAAAAUUUUGAUUGGAGGAUAUACUCCAUUUCCUGUACUUAGAACGGAGGUUGUUUCUUUUUAAUAAGAUGUUAUUGAUUAUUUUGUAAUACAUUUAAGUGUCUUGGCUUAUAUGUAAACUUUUUUGAGAGCAGCCACAGUGUGUGUAAUUUUGUAGAUGCAUAACUAUAUUCCUUUCAAAGUCUGGUAUAUUUUCUAUUUAUUAUAUUU